AUUAGCUUAGUCAAAUAUAUCUGCCACUCUCUCAUUGAUUACAUCACUCGCGUGAGAGUAGAAAGGUCAAUUAUGACAACCAGAGUGACAUUCACUGGAGGGCAUUUGAAGAGUUGACCAGCCUCACCGUAACCAUGACCUUCAACGGCACCUGGAAAGUUGACCGCAAUGAGAACUAUGAGAAAUUCAUGGAGCAGAUGGGAAUUAACAUGGUGAAGAGGAAGCUGGCUGCUCACGACAACCUCAAGAUAAUCGUCGAACAAACUGGGGACAAGUUUCAUGUCAAGGAGAGCAGUGCUUUCCGCACACUGGAAAUAGACUUCACCCUGGGAGUCACCUUUGAGUACAGCCUUGCAGACGGCACAGAGCUAACAGGUUCAUGGAAGAUGGAGGGAGACAUGCUGAAAGGACUUUUCACCAGAAAGGACAAUGGAAAGCAACUGACAACCACCAGGGUCAUCCAAGGAGACGAACUUAUCCAGAGUUACAACUACGACGGUGUGGAUGCCAAGAGGAUUUUCAAGAGGGGUUAGAGCAAAGUGGUGCACAAAUCUACACUUUCAGGGAUGUGUCACUUCAUCAUUACAUACAGUAUUGUACUGAAUUAUUCAUUAGUUGGCUAGUUAUGAUGCAGACAAAUUUGUAAUGCCUAUAUAUGAAAAUGUUUUGAUUAGUGUUUGGUUUUGAUACCUGCAGAAAUAAAGCCAUUUCAUAAC
This is a messenger RNA of Myripristis murdjan (pinecone soldierfish), 716 nucleotides long. RefSeq names its product fatty acid binding protein 2, intestinal (gene fabp2). The transcript has 5 exons. The record is from RefSeq and is a predicted model, not a curated record. Gene Ontology annotation, molecular function: lipid binding. NCBI's taxonomy places the organism in Eukaryota, Metazoa, Chordata, Actinopteri, Holocentriformes, Holocentridae. Bases 135 to 533 code for a protein of 132 amino acids.